Messenger RNA from Pelobates fuscus (common spadefoot toad), 921 nucleotides. RefSeq names its product SUMO peptidase family member, NEDD8 specific (gene SENP8). The record is from RefSeq and is a predicted model, not a curated record. Gene Ontology annotation, molecular function: deNEDDylase activity; cysteine-type peptidase activity. Gene Ontology annotation, biological process: proteolysis; protein deneddylation. Lineage: Eukaryota; Metazoa; Chordata; Amphibia; Anura; Pelobatidae. The transcript has 2 exons. Bases 64 to 705 code for a protein of 213 amino acids.
ACCUCAGAGGGUCAGCUGCUGAUUAUGGAGACUGUGUUAGGCUCAGGUUAAAUAUUUUUAGGGAUGGAGCAGAUAGUGCUGAGCUACGGAGAUUGCCUCUUACGAUCUUCGGAUGUUGCUCUUCUCGAUGCCCCACACUGGCUGAAUGAUAACGUCAUUGGGUUUAUCUUUGAGUACCUGGCCUCCAAUCUACCUCAGUCCCUAUCAGAGCGAAUCGCUUUCCUCAGUCCUGAAGUGAGCCAGUUCAUUAAAUGUUGUGAACGAGAUGCCCCAGAAUUCUUGGGACCGCUGGACCUUCCCAGCAAAGAACUUAUCUUGUUACCUGUCAAUGAUAAUGCAGGGUCAGAAGCUGGGGGCACGCACUGGAGUCUUCUAGCCUACGUCCGCCAGUUCCAAAGCUACCUUCACUAUGACUCUGCAUCGGGAACAAAUGCACCACACGCCAGACUUAUGGCCAGGAGUUUAAGUCCUCUGCUUCGUGAUAAUCCAUGUUAUCGUGAGGAGAAUGCUCCUACCCAGCACAACAGCUAUGACUGUGGGAUGUAUGUAGCGUGCGUAGCAGAAGCUUUGUGUGAGCAGCUCUUGCAUGGUCAGGACAGUCUAAUCCUGCAGAAAAUCACACCCCAGUAUGUAACCCAGAAACGGUCUGUGUGGAAAGAGACCAUUAAUGGACUAAGCCGUCUUUCUAACAAACAGUGCCUUUAAGAAGAGGAGAGGCACCCACUCUUAGUCACAAUAGUAACUUAUACCACAAACAAAUAUAGGUUUUAUUUAACUAGAAUACAAGGCAUACAGGUCUUUGAGGAGGGCACAUUGGCAGUGAACAAUACUAGCAGCAUAUAUCUGGUUUGGAUUCUAGAUAGAAUGAUUUUACUCUACAUGACUCUUUAAAUGCUGCAGUGAUCUUUAACCUCACUACAU